AUGGUAGCUCAAAUGGAGAAGCAGCACGUUCUUCUGACAGGCGCCAAUGGUUUUACUGCAUCUCACAUUUUAUCUAUUUUACUUGAGCGUGGAUACGCCAUUACUGCAACCUUCCCUGACUUUACUGGACAACAACCAUUCGAUGAAGUGUUCCGGAAUGCGGAAGUGCCUUUCGCCUUCGUAAUUCACACAGCGUCACCGAUCACGCUUCAGGCGGAAGACAUGCAGAAGCGUGUAAUUGAGACUGCUGUAGUUGGAGUCAUUGAGAUCCUCAGGAGUGCUCACCGAUAUGGUGGAACGGACCUGAAGCGGUUCGUCCUUUUGAGUAGUGCUGGCACAGUCUUGAACUCCUUUGAGGAUAUCGCGCGGCCGGGGUCUCCAUACACAGAGGAGGACUGGAACCCUGUAACUGCACAACAGGCAUUGGAGCGUCGCGAUGGCGUCUUAGGGUACUUAGUCUCUAAGGUGCAGGCGGAAAGAGCAGCAUGGGAGUUUAUGAAAAUGAACUCACCUGCCUUUGAUCUCACAGUUAUGGACCCUCACCUCAUCACGGGACCGAUGAUGUACCCGAUCUCGGGUAUGAGCUCUAUCAAUGCAACGAAUUAUUUUGUGUUUGCGAAUCUUAUCGACGGCGUCUACAAAGACGGCCCCGAGGAUGUGCGCUUUCCGUUUUACCACUUUGUUGAUGUCCGUGAUGUCGCCAGAAGCCAUGUAGAUGCUCUGACGAACCCUGCAGCAGCGAGCCAACGGGUUCUUCUUGUUUCUGAACGCAUGACUCCUCAACUAGUAGCCAAUAUUAUUCGGAAACAUUUCCCGUCCCUCAGGGAAAGGGUACCGGAAGGCAAUCCUGCACAAACUCUGUCAUAUGGGGUCCAUCCAACCGGGUGGGAUACGCGCAUUAGCCAGGAUAUUUUGGCGACGGGAUCUGUCGAUGGACAAUGGAGCUAA
Messenger RNA from Aspergillus caelatus, 948 nucleotides. RefSeq lists its product as uncharacterized. Gene Ontology annotation, molecular function: oxidoreductase activity, acting on the CH-OH group of donors, NAD or NADP as acceptor. The record is from RefSeq and is a predicted model, not a curated record. Bases 1 to 948 code for a protein of 315 amino acids. NCBI's taxonomy places the organism in Eukaryota, Fungi, Ascomycota, Eurotiomycetes, Eurotiales, Aspergillaceae. The transcript has 6 exons.